AUGGAAGUGUUUGCCUCUGGAAUGGCCGCUUAUGUACAGAAGCGGCGUGAUCGAGAAGAAGGCAUUGGUGAAAAUCACAAUGCUGUUAAGUAUUUAAACCAGGACUAUGAAACUUUAAGAACUUACAGCCAUCAAAACCGGAUGCUUUUCUGUGAUGAUGCCUUCCCUGCACAUCCCACUUCUCUGGGCUUCAAAGAAAUGGGUCCUCGAAGUUCAAAGACACAGGGUGUGACCUGGAAGCGACCUACUGAGAUCUGCUCAAAUCCACAAUUUAUUGUGGAUGGUGCAACACGCACAGAUAUCUGCCAGGGAGCCCUUGGUGAUUGCUGGCUUCUUGCUGCCAUUGCCUCUUUAACGCUGAAUGACACAAUCUUGCAUCGAGUUGUGCCUCAUGGACAGUCCUUCCAAAACCAAUAUGCUGGAAUCUUUCAUUUUCAGUUCUGGCAGUUUGGUGAAUGGGUAGAUGUUGUUAUUGAUGACCGGUUACCUGUAAAGGACAAUAAACUUUUGUUUGUUCAUUCUGCUGAAGGCAAUGAGUUCUGGAGUGCUUUACUGGAAAAAGCAUAUGCCAAGUUAAAUGGAUGCUAUGAAGCUCUUUCAGGGGGCAGCACUUCUGAGGGAUUUGAAGAUUUCACAGGAGGAGUCACUGAAAUGUAUGAACUCCGCAAACCCCCAAAUGACCUUUAUACAAUCAUUCAGAAAGCACUGGAGAGAGGCUCACUACUUGGAUGCUCAAUUGAUAUCACCAGCAGUCUUGACAUGGAAGCAGUGACUUUUAAGAAACUUGUGAAGGGCCAUGCUUACUCACUGACUGGGGCAGAGGAGGUAUCAUGCAGAGGCUUGCCAACAAAAUUAGUUCGAAUCCGCAAUCCUUGGGGAGAAGUGGAGUGGACAGGAGCUUGGAGUGACAAUUCUUCUGAAUGGUCUUCAGUUGAUCCAGCAUUUAGAAAUAAAUGGCAAAUUCGGAAGGAAGAUGGUGAAUUCUGGAUGUCUUUUAAAGAUUUUCUCCGUGAGUUCACACGUUUAGAAAUAUGCAACCUGACACCUGAUGCUCUAAAAUCAGCUCGGAUUAGAAAAUGGAACACCUGCCUAUAUGAUGGUAGCUGGAGGAGAGGAAGCACUGCAGGAGGUUGCCGCAACUAUCCAGCUACAUUCUGGAUCAACCCACAAUUCAAGAUAGCUCUGACUGAGUCUGAUAAUGAUGAUGGUCAGUCAGGGUGCAGCUUCCUUAUUGCAUUAAUGCAGAAAAACAGACGCCGAUUAAGAAAAGAGGGGCAAGACAUGGAGACAAUUGGAUUUGCUAUCUAUGAGGUCCCUGAUGAGUUUGUUGGUCAAUCAGGAGUUCAUCUGAAACGUGAAUUCUUCUUGACUCAUGGAUCCCGAGCUCGGUCUGAACUCUUUAUUAAUCUGAGAGAAGUCAGCUCUCGAUUCAAGUUACCUCGUGGAGAAUACAUUAUUGUUCCCUCGACUUUUGAGCCACAUAAGGAAAGUGAUUUUGUGUUAAGGGUAUUCUCUGAAAAACCAGCAGAUGCACAGGUGCUUGAUGAUGAAAUCCAAGCAAACUUUCCUAAAGAGGAUGAGGUUCCUGAAAGUCAGAUUGAUGCAGGAUUCAAAAAUCUAUUCUCUCAACUUGCUGGUGAUGACAUGGAGAUUAGUGUUACAGAACUACAGACCAUUAUGAACAGGAUUAUUAGCAAACACAAAGAUUUGAAGACAGAUGGUUUUAGUAAGGAAUCAUGUCGUAGCAUGGUGAACCUCAUGGAUAAAGAUGGUAGUGGAAAACUUGGCCUUGCUGAGUUUCACGUUCUUUGGAAUAAAAUUAAACGUUAUCUGCAAAUAUUCCGCGACUUUGACUUGGAUAAAUCAGGCACCAUGAGCUCCUAUGAGAUGCGCCUUGCACUUGAAUCUGCUGGGUUCAAGCUGACCAAGCAUCUUCAUGAGCUUAUAAUUAUGCGGUAUGCUGAUCAGGACAUGACUGUGGACUUUGAUAAUUUUGUCUGUUGCCUGAUUCGCCUCGAGGCCAUGUUUAGCAUUUUCAAGUCUAUGGACACAAAUGCAGAUGGACUUAUUUCUUUCAACUUUUCUCAGUGGAUCUCAUUUACAAUGUUUGCCUAGUGAGCACAGGAUUUUGUUCCAAAUCUGUUGUAUCAAAGCGCAUGUAUACCUUCUGAUCGUCAACAUUCUGACCUUUACCAAGUGCCUUUUAUCGGUGAUGGGACUCAAGAAUCCACUUCUUUCUUUAAAACAAAUAUCCUCUGUAACUUCCAGAUUAAUGCAACCUAUAAUUGUAGCAUGUGAAAAGGACUAUAACCAUUUUUAUCUGCUUGGAAUACCACAAUAUGCAUCUCAUUAUCAGAGAUUUUGUCUUGCAUAAUGUACAGUUUUGGUGCUUGUGAGGCAGUUCUCUGACACAGUGUCAGAUUUCAAACCACCCUGUGCUGUUUUCGUUUCACACUGCAAAUUACAGUAAAUAUGAACACUUGGCCUGACUUUACAAUGCUCAGGAACAGAACACUUCACCUCAGUCAGGGAUAAAAAUGAAAUAGUGCUUUAAAUUACCAAGUGGAAUGUGCACCAGAGAAUGUGGGUGAGCAAAAAGUGCAAUAUCCGUGAAUUUUGGUAUCGGAGCUUAAUCAAAUUGCGGGUGUGUUUUUUUUUAUUUUUUUGUUUUUUUAUUUUUUAUUAAUGCCAGCAAAACAUUAGUUUUCUUGUUUAUAUCUUUAAAUACUUUACACUUUGCUCAUCAUUUUUGUUGGAAAAAAUAAAGUGGUUAGCCAUUAAA
This is a messenger RNA of Polypterus senegalus (gray bichir), 2782 nucleotides long. RefSeq names its product calpain-1 catalytic subunit-like. Gene Ontology annotation, cellular component: cytoplasm. Gene Ontology annotation, biological process: proteolysis. Gene Ontology annotation, molecular function: calcium-dependent cysteine-type endopeptidase activity; calcium ion binding. The record is from RefSeq and is a predicted model, not a curated record. Lineage: Eukaryota; Metazoa; Chordata; Cladistia; Polypteriformes; Polypteridae. The coding region runs from base 1 to 2115 and encodes 704 amino acids. The transcript is spliced from 21 exons.